UUACAGGUGAUAACUUAGCUGGUUGGGGAUAUUCCAGCGUGGUGUGAAUUCUGAUUGCAAGGAAUGUUCUUGAUACUACAGUGGCUUGUAGAGUUAUGAGUGGAACUUCCAUUUUAUCAAAAGUGCCAUGAAACCUGUACCAUCCGGGGCAGAUCAUCAAGGCUAGGGGACCGUCUUCCUUAUGGAGACAGAAAGGGCUGUGCAUUAAGUUGGUGCUUAAUAUUGUGCAAUAGUCUGACGAAUGCCUUGGCAGGACAGUUACACUUGUACCCAGCACUGGGUGAAGGGCUCCUACCCCAACAGCUGAAGGGAUUAUUAUCAUCAUCUUCCUGUUUACUCACUUUUCAACAUGAGAUUCAGGGGAGUUCAACAUUCUUUCUCUCUGUUGAAUAGUUUCUAUGGCCUAUUCUACAAGAAAUUAUAUGCCACAGUGUAAACAACACUGGUUUUGGAACUAGAGGACUUGCGUACGAGUCCUGGCUCCUGCUAUUUAUUACCUGUGUCACUUGAGCAAAUAAUAGAAACUACCUUGGACCUUAACUUUCUUCCUCUGUUAAAAAAAAAAAAAAAAAAAAAAAAAGGAGAGUUAGACCAGAUGACCUUUGAGGUGCUGUCUAGGUUUAAAGCUAUGUUCUUUAUGGUGGAGGAAAUUGAGGUCUUCUUCUCUUCUGUGGAAUAUAUGCUCUUCGAGGACACGACCUCCCUCCCAUUUAUACCUUCUGUACUUGUGCAUAUAGUAGGAGCCUAAGAAAUGGGUGCUAAUUGAUUGGUUCUAUCCCCAAAAGAUUCAGUCAAGCCAAGAGGGAGAUGCCAGGGAGCUGGUGAAGACUUUCUUUUUUUUCCCUACAAUGGUUGACAGCACCAAGUAUGAAGUGGCUGCCCAGCAUGAUGAAGAUGCCCCUUCCUUGGCCAAUGGGCCCAGUUCAGGACCCGAACAGAUGAAACUGAAGAAGGAGAUCUCCCUGCUCAAUGGGGUGUGCCUGAUCGUGGGGAACAUGAUCGGCUCUGGUAUCUUUGUUUCACCCAAAGGGGUGCUCAUGUACAGUGCUUCCUUCGGUCUCUCUCUUGUUAUCUGGGCUGUUGGGGGCCUCUUCUCGGUCUUUGGAGCCCUUUGCUAUGCUGAACUGGGGACCACCAUCAAGAAGUCUGGGGCUAGCUAUGCCUACAUUCUUGAAGCUUUUGGGGGCUUCAUGGCCUUCAUCCGACUCUGGACUUCCCUGCUUAUCAUUGAGCCCACCAGCCAGGCCAUCAUUGCCAUCACCUUUGCCAACUACAUGGUACAACCGUUCUUCCCCAGCUGUUUUGCUCCAUAUGCUGCUGGACGCCUGCUUGCAGCUGCCUGCAUCUGUCUUUUAACCUUCAUCAACUGUGCUUAUGUCAAAUGGGGAACAAUGGUACAGGAUAUUUUCACUUAUGCGAAAGUCCUGGCCCUGAUUGCAGUCAUCAUUGCUGGCAUUGUCAGAAUAGGCCAGGGACAGGCGACUAACUUUGAAAAUUCAUUUGAGGGAUCUUCAUUUUCAAUGGGAAAUAUUGCUUUGGCAUUAUAUUCUGCUCUUUUCUCCUAUUCGGGCUGGGACACUCUCAACUAUGUCACUGAGGAGAUCAAGAAUCCUGAAAGGAACUUGCCCCUCUCCAUUGGCAUUUCCAUGCCCAUUGUCACCAUUAUCUACAUUUUGACCAAUGUGGCCUACUAUACUGUGCUGAGCAUGACGGACAUCAUGGACAGUGAUGCUGUUGCUGUGACAUUUGCUGACAGAAUUUUUGGGAUGUUCAACUGGACAAUUCCCUUGGCUGUUGCCUUAUCCUGUUUUGGGGGUCUCAAUGCUUCCAUUGUGGCGGCUUCUAGGCUUUUUUUUGUGGGCUCACGAGAAGGCCACCUCCCCGAUGCCAUCUGCAUGAUUCAUGUUGAAAGGUUUACUCCAGUGCCAUCCCUACUCUUCAAUGGAGCCAUGGCACUCAUCUACUUGUGUGUGGAGGACAUCUUCCAGCUUAUCAACUAUUACAGCUUCAGCUACUGGUUCUUUGUGGGUCUCUCCAUUGUGGGGCAGCUCUACUUACGCUGGAAAGAACCCAAUCGACAUCGGCCCCUCAAGCUCAGCUUGUUCUUCCCCAUCGUCUUCUGCCUUUGUACUGUCUUCCUGGUGGCUGUCCCUCUUUACAGUGAUACCAUUAACUCCCUUAUCGGCAUUGGCAUUGCCCUCUCAGGCCUGCCCUUUUACUUCUUCUUUGUCAGAGUGCCAGAACAUAGGCGGCCACACUGUCUGCGGAGGACUGUGGCUUUGGUCACCAAGUAUCUCCAAGUCCUGUGCAUGUCUGUUGCUUCAGAGAUGGAUUUUGAAGACGAGGAAGAGAUGUCCAAGCAACAAGACUCUAAGUCUGAUUAAUCAACAACCUAACUUCUCCCCUCAUGAGACACUGAGGGCAGGGAAUUUCCUUUUCCCAGCGGCCAGGGCCAGAGGGAUGGGAUUGAAGACAGCCUACCAAGUCCAGAACCUGCUUUGGGACAUCUAUAGGAACCAUUUGAACUUAUUCUUUAAGAGAAGUGGAGAAUAAUUUAUUGUUUUUGUUACUAAUUGUUCAAGGUUUUUUAAAUGGAAGGUUGGGGGAGAGAAGAAAUAUGCCUUGGGUUUGGUUUUCCUAUUAAUUUUUCCUCAAGAGGAGGAAAAACAGGGGCAGAUGCCAGAAUGACUAAUGAGUUGCUGUAUUCUGCACCACCUACCCAUCCCUUUUUCCCACUAAAGCCCACCAGGACUAGCAAUGCUCCUGUUUGCAUCAGGGAGGAACCUACCAAAGGGGCUGAGGGCACUUGUAGGACCAUCUUGGAUAACAAUAAAAGGGAACACAAUGGCCUCUUUA
Molecule: messenger RNA, 2856 nt
Organism: Antechinus flavipes (yellow-footed antechinus)
Lineage: Eukaryota; Metazoa; Chordata; Mammalia; Dasyuromorphia; Dasyuridae
Gene: SLC7A7
Product: solute carrier family 7 member 7
Exons: 10
Coding region: 849-2384 (511 amino acids)
Biological process (GO): amino acid transmembrane transport
Cellular component (GO): membrane
Molecular function (GO): basic amino acid transmembrane transporter activity; L-amino acid transmembrane transporter activity
Source: RefSeq, a predicted model, not a curated record